AUGGUGCUAUCUGCGGUGGUUGUUGUGCGAUUUUUUGCGCAACAACUUUUGGAGCAUGGUGCAAUCAGAUCAGAGACCUUUGGUGCGGGCAACGGCCGUGAUUCGUGUUGCGGUGGCCCUCGCGGAUGCUGUCACUCUUGCUUUUCUGGAGGUUUCGACGAAGACUCAUGGGACAAGAAAGAUGCCGCAGACCGAAACAGAGCUCAGGCUGAAGCAAGUUCAUCCCAACCGGCUCCAACUCCUCAAAUGGAUCCUACCACUCCACCUGUGAAUAGUUCCCAGGCAAAGUAG
This is a messenger RNA of Rhizoctonia solani, 291 nucleotides long. RefSeq lists its product as uncharacterized. The coding region runs from base 1 to 291 and encodes 96 amino acids. The record is from RefSeq and is a predicted model, not a curated record. The transcript has 4 exons. Lineage: Eukaryota; Fungi; Basidiomycota; Agaricomycetes; Cantharellales; Ceratobasidiaceae.